This is a messenger RNA of Menidia menidia (Atlantic silverside), 1083 nucleotides long. The record is from the annotation of a GenBank genome assembly. NCBI's taxonomy places the organism in Eukaryota, Metazoa, Chordata, Actinopteri, Atheriniformes, Atherinopsidae.
AUGAAGAAGUCUUUGGACGGCCGCCUGCAGGUGUCCCACAGGAAAGGCCUGCCGCACGUCAUCUACUGCCGGCUGUGGCGCUGGCCCGACCUGCAGUCUCACCACGAGCUGCGAGCGGUGGAGCUGUGCGAGUACGCCUUCCACACCAAGAAAGAUGAAGUGUGUGUAAACCCGUACCACUACCAGAGAGUAGAGACGCCAGUCCUCCCACCGGUACUGGUGCCCAGACACACAGAAAUCCCCAGUGAGUUCCCCCCUCUGGAUGACUACAGCCAUUCAAUCCCGGAAAACACCAACUUCCCUGCUGGCAUCGAGCCCCAGAGCAACUACAUCCCAGAAACUCCACCGCCAGGCUACCUCAGUGAGGAUGGAGAGACCAGCGAUCACCAGAUGACCCACAGCAUGGACACGAGCUCCCCUAACCUGUCACCUAACCCUGUUUCACCCACACACAGCAACUUAGACCUGCAGCCAGUGACAUACUGUGAGCCGGCUUUCUGGUGCUCCAUUUCAUACUACGAGCUAAACCAGAGAGUAGGAGAGACCUUCCACGCCUCGCAGCCCUCGCUAACGGUGGAUGGCUUCACAGACCCCUCCAACUCAGAGCGUUUCUGCCUCGGCCUGUUGUCCAACGUCAACCGCAACGCAGCUGUGGAGCUAACGCGCAGACACAUCGGCCGCGGUGUGCGGCUGUACUACAUCGGAGGAGAGGUGUUUGCGGAGUGCCUCAGUGACAGCGCCAUCUUUGUCCAGAGCCCCAACUGUAAUCAGCGUUAUGGUUGGCAUCCUGCCACCGUCUGCAAGAUCCCUCCAGGAUGUAACCUGAAGAUCUUCAACAACCAGGAGUUUGCCGCCUUGCUGGCGCAGUCGGUCAACCAGGGCUUCGAGGCCGUUUAUCAGCUCACCAGGAUGUGCACCAUUCGCAUGAGCUUCGUCAAAGGCUGGGGAGCGGAGUACAGGCGGCAGACGGUGACCAGCACCCCCUGCUGGAUCGAGCUGCACCUCAACGGCCCGCUGCAGUGGCUGGACAAGGUGCUCACCCAGAUGGGCUCGCCCAGCAUCCGCUGCUCCAGCGUCUCGUAG